AUGCUAAGUUCUAGGGACCUAUUUGUAAGUUUUCUAAAAAUAUCUAUUGCUGCUAGCUCUGUCUCUCUCUCUCUCUCAAUAUCUUCACUCCUGAAAAGGUUUCAGUCAUUUCUUGCUAUUUGUUGGGCCUCCUGAGAACCCAAGCCCAUUCCAUGGAAGCCCAACUUUAUCUCCCGCCAAGCAAAGAAUAGGCGCCACCUACAUCGGGUCGGGUCGGGUUCAUCUAUCACAUAUAUGAACGUAUAUGUAUUUUUGUGGGUCUGUUCGGUGUUUGGUUUCGUAGAAAAAAGCUGAAACCUUGCAGUUUGUGGAAAAGAAUGGAAAAGGAGAAAGAUUGUCAGCUUUUAACGCCACCACCAAAACGACAGUCAAUUAAAACGCAGUCGCAUUUUAAUACAUACCCUCUUUGGAAAGACAAGCUGAGGGAAAAUUGUUACAAAAGGGUUAGAGAAGACAGGAAUCGCUUGCUCUGGAAAAUGAGGUUACCUACUCCUAAUAAAUCUAUUACUGACAAGGAUUUUAUCAAAUCUGCUUUCCAGAACAUAGUUUCUGACGAACUGAAGAAAAUGAGGCACUCGUCAUUAGAUGCUGAUUUGAAGAUUCCAACUUCUGCCCCCGAUCCAAGUGAUAUAUUAUGGGAAUAUGAUGGCCUUCAUGAUGCUUAUCAAGGCGAAUGUGAAGACAUGUUGGAGAUGCAGAGGAUCUUCAAUGAAGAUCUCAGGGCAGAACCAACUAGAAAAGAACCUGAAAACGACAUUGAAAUCUGGGAGGAUGAAGAAGAUGAAUACCUGGCUCGUGCUGUUUUUGAGAACAUGCGAUUGAAUGAUAAGCUGGUGCACAAGGAGACCUGGUGUCCUAUCUGUAAGCAAGGACAAUUGCAAGAGAACUACCAACUUAUAUAUUUUAGUCUUUGUGAAUUACAACUCAGUAAAGGCGAUGAGGUUAUACUAUUGCCACUUUGUUCUAUGCGAUUUCUUUUUCUUGCACACAAUAUAUUGUCUCUGCUAUUUAUCUCUUUGGCUGUCCAAGCAACAUAUGAAGAAAGAAUACAUUUUUGAAUGCAUCUCAUUCUGCUUAUAAAUUGAGGGGUUUGCUAGUGCCAAGAACUAAUUUUUGGCCCAUUGUUGGCAAAAGGAAGUUGGUACUUUUAUUGUCAAAUUUAUGCUAUCUGGUUAUGGAUGAUUUUAACUUCUCUGACUCCCUCACUAAAUUUCUAAAAGAUUAUACUGACAAGUAUAUAGCCUCAAUAAACUUUUCUUCUUCUAGGUGCACUCAAAACCACAUUCCUAACCUAACAUGAAUUAUGAUUAUUUGCAUAAUUAAUUGGAAAAAAGCUCUUAAAGUCAUGAAUAAUUUUUCUUGUAGUUUCUUUCAUAAAUUUAGGAUAUGUUGUGUGUUCAGAAAACUUAAAUUUCUCUUCUUUCUUUUUCUUUUUUGUUUUUCCUAUAUCUUUUUCUUUUUUCUAUAUCCACCUUGUCUGACCCUUGGUUUAGCAGUUCCAAUUGUUUUUUACAUCACAAAAAAAAUGUUUACCAUCUUAACAGUUUGUAGUAUUUUAUGUAAGACUUGGAGAUUGGAAUGUCAAUAUUCAUAUUCACCAUCUUUUCCACAACUCCAAAUGUGUAUUGAAAGAAGCAUAUAUUAACGUAGCUGAACAAGUGAAGUCCUUGGGGAUAUCACCACCAUCACCAUCAAUGCCUCAUCUGUACCUUGGUUUGUUCCUUGCAGGUUAAUUUGGAGACAUUGCAGACUCGACUACCAUCAUUAAUUAUUCUAUUGACUAUAAUUAUUUGAUUCAUAAUAAGUUCACAUAUACUAUUAAUGUCUCCAAAUUUUUUUGCAAAACUUUGGAGAUUGUAAUGUAAUUUCAUUUUAUAGUUGGUCAGAAGAAACAAUAUCUACAUUACAUCAGUGUUAUCAUUCUUCGGGAGGAUUUAAUUUUAUAAUAUACUCCUGGAAGCCAAUUUUCUCAAGUUUUAAUUGAACUGUAAGGUGCUUUGGUUAA
Ricinus communis (castor bean) is the source of this 2005-nucleotide messenger RNA. RefSeq lists its product as uncharacterized. NCBI's taxonomy places the organism in Eukaryota, Viridiplantae, Streptophyta, Magnoliopsida, Malpighiales, Euphorbiaceae. The record is from RefSeq and is a predicted model, not a curated record. Gene Ontology annotation, biological process: protein import into nucleus. Gene Ontology annotation, cellular component: nucleus. The transcript is spliced from 5 exons. The coding region runs from base 318 to 1058 and encodes 246 amino acids.